Molecule: messenger RNA, 1972 nt
Organism: Megalops cyprinoides (Indo-Pacific tarpon)
Lineage: Eukaryota; Metazoa; Chordata; Actinopteri; Elopiformes; Megalopidae
Gene: xpnpep3
Product: X-prolyl aminopeptidase 3, mitochondrial
Exons: 10
Coding region: 249-1778 (509 amino acids)
Cellular component (GO): mitochondrion
Molecular function (GO): manganese ion binding; metalloaminopeptidase activity
Source: RefSeq, a predicted model, not a curated record
UCAAUCAGAGAAAUGCGGUGGUUAGAUAGAAGAGUAGGUGAAAAUUAGCGAACUGCACUCAUGUUCUCUGCCAGGGUUCACUCGAUAGACCUAUUAUGUUGCUGUGUUUUGUUGUUUUAUUUAACGUAAGUCCACGCAAGGUAUAGUGACCUAUACCAUCACACUUUGAAAUCUACCUCAAGUUGAAAGUUAUGUUGCUAGCGCGCUAGCCUCAGAAAACAAACGUGAUCAUUGGCUUGCAACCAACAAUGCUGACUUCACCCAACGUUUUCAUCAAAUCUGCUGUCUCACUGGUGUCACGGUCUUUUUGGAGUCGAGGUAGUGUGUGGUGUCAGAACAGGAACGUUGCUGUGAAGACAGGAGGAUGGAGACAAAAGAAAGUUCCCCCAAGAUAUCUUGGCCAGCCCAGCCCCUACACCCACCCACACCUUCUCAAACAUGGGGAGGUGACCCCAGGGCUGACCCAAACGGAGUAUGAGCUUCGCCGGCACAAACUGGCCUCCCUCAUCGCAGCACAGGCCGAAAAGCAAGGGUCCGCCUCCUUGCAGGGCGCCGGCUCCUCCCACAUCGCCGUGGUCCUCUCCCACCCCACCCGCUACAUGACCAACGACAUCCCCUACCCCUUCCACCAGAACCAGGACUUCCUGUACCUCACUGGCAUCUUGGAACCGGAUAGCGCGCUGAUUCUGUGCUGUCCGCCCCGGCCAGAGCGGGCCAUCCUCUUCGUGCCCCGCAGGGACCCGGCCCGAGAGCUGUGGGACGGGCCCAGGUCCGGGAAGGACGGGGCGUCGGCGCUGACGGGCGUGGAGAGGGUCCACAGCACCGAGGAGCUGGGUCUUGUGCUCAGGAGCUUGAAAGGCAGCACGUUGUGGUACGACGGGUCCCCGCCCUGCCACCCGCAGCUCCACCACGCCCACGUACGCCCCCUGCUUGAAAGCGGGCCCAUGGUCCGGCCCCUCAGGCCGCUCAUCCACUCUCUGAGGGCCAUCAAAAGCCCUGCGGAGGUGGCCCUGAUGAGGGAGGCAGGGCGCAUCACAGCACAGGCAUUUAAGAGGACUAUGGCCAUGUCUCAAGGGGAUGUGGAUGAAGCUUUACUGUAUGCCAAGUUUGAUUUUGAGUGUCGUGCCCAUGGUGCCAACUUCCUGGCUUACCCCCCUGUGGUCGCUGGCGGCAACCGUGCUAACACGCUGCAUUACAUCAACAACAACCAGAUUGUAAAGGAUGGGGAGCUGGUUCUGUUGGAUGGGGGAUGUGAAUAUUUUGGCUAUGUCAGUGAUGUCACCCGCACCUGGCCAGUGAACGGAAAGUUCUCUCCAGCCCAGGCGGAGCUGUACCGGGCGGUUCUGGAGGUGCAGAUGUCCUGCCUGUCACUCUGCAGUCCCGGCGUCAGCCUGGACCACAUCUACAGCACCAUGCUGGCGCUGCUGGGGCGCAAACUCAGGGAGCUGGGCAUCAUACCUGGCACGGCCAGCGAUGCCGACGCACUCAAGGCAGCCCGCCGAUACUGCCCGCAUCAUGUGGGUCACUACCUGGGCAUGGACGUCCACGACACCCCUGAACUCUCCCGUUCCCAGCCCCUGCAGCCUGGCAUGGCCAUCACCAUUGAACCCGGGCUGUACAUUUCUGAGAAUGAUGAGGGAUGCCCCGAACGAUUCCGGGGACUUGGAGUGAGGAUCGAGGACGAUGUGGUGAUCCAGGAGGAAGGGGGGCCAUUGAUCCUGUCUGCAGAUACCCCCAAAACCAUCCCUGACAUCGAGCAUGUCUGUGCACGAGGUUGAAAGAAAGUAGGGGGUGAGACAUGGGACUAAACUAUGGUCUUUAAACCGGCACAAGCAUGAGGGAGAGAAUGGAAGGCGGAUAUCGCAAAGUCCCUCUCCACUCAAGCAAGGAAGGUAGAAAUGUGGGUGUGUUCUGUAAACUGGUAAUGUGAAUCUCUACCAUCACUGUACCUAACUGUGAAUGGACUGUUUUG